This is a messenger RNA of Manduca sexta (tobacco hornworm), 3221 nucleotides long. RefSeq names its product enolase-phosphatase E1. The transcript has 5 exons. The coding region runs from base 167 to 1165 and encodes 332 amino acids. NCBI's taxonomy places the organism in Eukaryota, Metazoa, Arthropoda, Insecta, Lepidoptera, Sphingidae. The record is from RefSeq and is a predicted model, not a curated record.
CCCAGAAAUCGACAAAUCGCAAUUUUUUGGCACGUCACAGCCGCGUCAUCAUGUCUCCGUGUCUGCUUUUAUCGCUCGAGAAUUAAUUUGUUCAACAUUAUCACACCUUUACGAUAACGUUAUAUGUGAACUGUAUUUUUUGGGCAGUUUAGAAUAGAGACUGAAAAUGGAGAUUUUAAAUCAAGUGUCUAAUGCGCAGUUUGUAUUCACUGCAGCGACGGUAGCUGUUGUUUUAGUUUGCGCCGCGCUCGUUUUCGUAUUUGGUUUUCAUUCGGCGGAGCAGCCGCAGUUCGAUAAACUACCCCUGGUCGUGGAUGACAGGAAAUCCGCCAAUAAAAAGAAUAAAAAGAAGGACAAGAAGUCUUCACCCAACCGCACUACGUCCGAUGAAGUGAAGACAAAGUCUGAGAGCUCCAAAAAAUCUCCCACCAAAGAGAAGAAGGAGGAAAAGGUGAAAGAAGCUGAAAAACCGAAACCGAAGGAAAGACCUGUGGAAGCUAAAGUAGCUAAGAAAGAAGUUCCAGCUGAGAAGAAAGGAAAGAAGAGCAAGAUUGUGGUCGAAGUUGAGAAGCCAGCUGAUUUUGAUGAUGGUUUGUGGCAGGAGGUGCCAAAGAAGGGAGACAAAAAGAAGGUAAAGGCUCCUGAAGAGAAAGAAAAGGGAAAAAAGAAGGAGAGCCCAGCUAAGAAAAACAAAAAAGUAAAGGAUGCUGAUGUGGAGGCUGCCCGCCCUGCGGAGGAACCAGCUGAGACCAUUAAAGUGGUUAGUGCAGAGGGACCACAUGUUAAUGAAGAUUCAGCCCGUGCUCUGCAAGCUCAGGUGGAGGAGUUGCAGCGUGUCCUUAAGGAGGCAGAGCGUCGUGAUCAGGUUGCGCAGGGUGUUGCUGAUGAUGAGGUGAUUCCUGAGGUGCACGAGCUGACUGAUGUCAAAGAUCUCAGGAGUAACAAGAAAAAGGAAAAUAAAGAGAAGCAGAGUAAGAAGAAGACUGCUGAAACUGUCACAGCAGCCAAGAGCACUGCAAAGGUAGAGCCUGUUGAGAAAGACAACACCGUUUCAGACAAACAGGAUGACAAGCAAAAUGCGCCAGUCUUUGAUGAACUUGGUGAUACUUGGACGGAUGCCAAAGUAUCCAAGAAAAGCAAAAAGAAAGCACGUAAGGACCAGUGAAUGGUAAGCGGUACAGACAGGGUCCAGCUGGGCGCAGCGCCCCGUUGAUAGCUCAAUGCCACUGACGCACCUCAUAAAAUUACCAUCUUUACGGAACAUAAUUUAAAUCCUCAUUACCUAUGGAUUCAUACACAUCUAUUUACGCUUAAAUCUGGAUUGUAAUUUUACAGGGUGUGAAGGUUAUUUAUAUAAAUAAGUUUAUUAAACUAUCUUACACAUUCAUUUCACUUACGUCCAUGUUUUUAGUUUCAUAUUUUAUUUUACAUUUAGCUUGUUGACUUGUUUUCAUUAUAAUUUAAUUAUUGUUUUCCAAUGAAGCAUAAUACAAUUUGCAUAUGAGUCAUAGUAUGUAUUUGGAUAACUUUAAAAGUGGAUUUAGGGAAUCUGCAAUAUGUUUUAUGUUAGUUUUUGUUGUUAGUCAAGACAUUUGAAAAGGGUAUUUUAUGUCACUUAAAUAAGUAAUUGUGUAUGUGUUCCCUUAUUUACUAUGUUAUUUAGUACCUAUCAUGUAUUUCAAGUAGUAGUAGGAUGGUGUAGUAACAUUUGAGAUCUUCUGGUGCUUGUAGUAAUAAGGGUCUACAUUUCCUUUCAUUCCAUUUGUGCAUUUCAUCCUUGUACAAACAUUAAUAUAGAUAUUAAUUGCUAAAUAUUUAUCAGUCAUUUAAUCAGCUGUAUCACAUUUACUUGUAGACAUAAAUAUCGUUUUGUUGAGUUGAAACAAUUAUUAUAGUGAUUUUUUCCAUGACGAGACAUUGGGAUGAGACCUGAAAUUGGACCAAUAUAAAUAAUUAUGCAGUUUUGGGACAUCAAUGUGUCUAUAAAAUAAAAUUAACACUAGUUUAGAGCCUUUUUUUUACAGUAAUUGUGGUUUAAUUUGGUAUUGCACAAGUAUUUAGAUUGUAAAAUAGAUAUUUUCCGUCCGAAUACGUUGUGCUCACUUCUUUGCACAAUCUUCAGCUCAUUUUCAACUAAAGCAAUUGUUUUUUCGAUUCAUAUAGACAUAUCCAUAUUAUGGAGGUGAUUUUACCCUCGUGUGCGCCGAUACGGUGCGUCGCGGCCACAUAAUUGUCAUCGCUACGAAUUUAAUGUAAUAAUUUUUACUCUUUUAUUGCAGAUUCCUAUUUUGUGACCUAGUUUUAAGAAUAAUAAUUCAAGUGUAGCGUAGUAACGACAUCAUGCUGUAUACAAUCAUCUUCAAAUUCUAAAUAUCUCUGAAUGCAACUAAUUUAUUAUUAUGUACUAAAUAAAUAGGUUAAGAAUGAAGAAUAAAUAUUUAAUAAUAUGCUAUUGACAUACACAAUAUAUCAACUAAUUCAUGAUAUAAAUGAAUGUAUUGUUUAUUAAUAUAUUCUCGACAUCGGCUGUGAAAUAAUUUUAUUGGCAGGUAUUCAUUCAACUUGUAGCUUUUCAUAACAUAUCCAUAAUAGGCGCCGAUGUGUAAUAAAACAGAUUUUUACUCAUGUAUUAUAUCUAUACUUCCUUUAUGUCUAUUUCUUGUAAAAAUAUCUAAGUCUGUAAUGUUGUAUCUACAUGUUCGCGUCCUCGUUGCGACCUUGUGAUAUCUGUUAGUGCCAGGGGAAGUCUGUAGUAUUGUAUUGCAAUACCUAAUAGUCUAGUUCUUAUUUGUACUACGAAUUACCCUCUGCUAGUACUUCAUAGAUUUUACUAUGCAUUGUUAUGGCUGUAUCUUUAUGAAAUAUUGAGUGAAUAUUUUUUUCCAGUUACUUAGUAGUUCCCGGCUGUUCCAACAUUUUGUGUUCCCUUAUUUCUAGUAUGACAGCUGUACUUAGGGCCUAAAUUUAUUAAGAGUUUUUCGUAUAGUGGGUUCUGAGCGAUGAAUGAAAUUCGUUAAGCUAAUAGAGUUACGCAAAAAUAUUUUUGUCUUCAUAUUCAUUACGUAGUGUAGUAGUCUGCUGGUCGGGUGAAUAUUGCCAAGGCAUAGACACUACUGUAUCACGGGAAUAUUGUUGGUUAUAGGAUCUAAUAAUAAUGUAAUGAUUGUGUAACAUAAAUAUUUUUUUAAAAUCAAUAAAGAGUGAUAUUGAUAAUUUCUAAA